AUAUUUGCAUAUUCACAUGGGAGGUGCAGGUUCAUUACCAAAUAUAUGGGUUUGGGAUUCUGCAAAAUCAAAAUCCAGUUGUGCACUAGAAGACGAAUGAAGAAAUUGCUUCCACUUGAGCUACAGCAGGCCCUCCAAAACUUAGAAGAGAUUAGAGUUUGGAAUUGCAAACAAAUGGAGGAGAUAAUGGUAUCAUUAUAUUCAGAUGCAUCAUCAAAUAAAUUCACUUUUCCCAAGUUAAGAAUAUUGCUGUUGGCUUAUUUACCCCAAUUGAAGAGCAUUUGCGGUGCCAAAAGAGUUGUGGUUUGUGAUUCUAUUGAAGUAAUUGUAGUAUUCGAAUGUCAAGAGUUAAAGAGGAUCCUUGUGCAGCUUCCCCUGCUUGAUAAUAGCCAAGCAUCUCCUCCUCCUCGUCUCAGAGAAAUCAGGAUAGAUGAAGAGUCAAAGAAAUGGUGGGAAUCAAUGGAGUGGGAUCAUCCUAAUUCUAAGAACCUCCUUAACCUUUCUUGAAACAUUCUACAUAUUCGUGGGAUUGAGGUGUUGAAUGAUUUACUACUAUUUAAUUCUAAUUUGAAUUUGAUUUGAUAAUAUGUUACACUAUGUCUGAUGGAUGUACAAGUGUAACAAGCUUUAGAUCAAUGUUAUGUAAGUUUCUGGUUUUUUAUCUAAGGCUUUCUAUACCAUCCAAACUCUUAUGGUUUUUGUGCUCCUAGAGCAAAAUUUCUAUUUGAAGAUAACAUUUUGGAAUCCAACAGGUUAAUCUAAGUUCUAAUUUCUUCCUAAAUUUCUUUUUCUUUUUUGUUUUGUGUUUUUCUAUCAGUUAUGGAAUUCCUGGGAUUGUUCAAGAAUCUAAUGUGCCAACUACUUGUGAAUUGAGAAGCCUUGGCAAAUUGGUUAGAAUCCAGCAUCAAUCCUCUAUGCCGCCAACACACUUGUGGUAUGUUUCACUUGUUGUUUUCUAUUAAGAAAUAUUCCAAAUUCUC
Rubroshorea leprosula is the source of this 980-nucleotide messenger RNA. The record is from the annotation of a GenBank genome assembly. NCBI's taxonomy places the organism in Eukaryota, Viridiplantae, Streptophyta, Magnoliopsida, Malvales, Dipterocarpaceae.